Molecule: messenger RNA, 2115 nt
Organism: Rhinichthys klamathensis goyatoka
Lineage: Eukaryota; Metazoa; Chordata; Actinopteri; Cypriniformes; Leuciscidae
Gene: nudt4a
Product: nudix (nucleoside diphosphate linked moiety X)-type motif 4a
Exons: 5
Coding region: 169-846 (225 amino acids)
Biological process (GO): diphosphoinositol polyphosphate metabolic process; adenosine 5'-(hexahydrogen pentaphosphate) catabolic process; diadenosine hexaphosphate catabolic process
Cellular component (GO): nucleus; cytoplasm
Molecular function (GO): bis(5'-adenosyl)-pentaphosphatase activity; diphosphoinositol-polyphosphate diphosphatase activity; endopolyphosphatase activity
Source: RefSeq, a predicted model, not a curated record
UUAAGGCGACUGCGCAGAACUGAAGAGCCGCAGCAGAGGAGUGUUCACACUUCACACAGCACCAACCUGACACCAUGGUCAAGAUGAGAACACCCCAACUCACAAUCUCCGCUGUCCAGAGAGGAAUUAUGUCUUUAACAUGAGGCACGUCUUAUAAAUGCAAACUGCAUGAUCAGCCUGGAAAAUCUGGGACGACUUUCAGCUCUUGGCCUGAAAGACAGUUGCGUUGAGCGUACGAUCCAACAACUAGGCAACCGAGAACACUUGUAUUCUUGUUUUGUUCGGAGAAAACCCCACAUGAUGAAAUUCAAGCCAAAUCAGACAAGGACAUAUGACGGAGAGGGCUUCAAAAAACGAGCAGCGUGUCUAUGUUUCAAGAACGAUCGGGAGGACGAGGUUUUGCUCGUUAGCAGCAGUCGACACCCAGAUCAGUGGAUCGUUCCAGGAGGAGGGAUGGAGCCAGAAGAGGAGCCUGGAGGAGCUGCGGUUCGAGAGGUUUAUGAGGAGGCUGGUGUGAGGGGUACCCUUGGCAGGCUACUGGGGGUGUUUGAGCAGAACCAGGACAGCAAGCAUCGGACAUAUGUGUAUGUGCUUACGGUUACAGAGACACUGGAAGACUGGGAGGACUCGGUCAAUAUUGGUCGUAAGCGGAAAUGGUUCAAGAUCGACGAGGCGAUCCGGGUGCUACAGUGCCACAAACCUGUCCACGCAGAGUAUCUCCGCAAACUCACUCCUCACUGCGGCCCCACAAACGGCAAUGCUCAGGAGCCGGAGAACACUGAUGACAACGCCCCCCUCCGCCAGACAGCCUCACAGGACUGUGAACUGGCCCGUUUGCACAGAUAGAACUGCCACUAGAGGGCACCGAUGCAAGGAAAACUAUCAUUGGAUUGGAAAAGACAGUUUUGCAUGUAUAAUUUCAAUGUUUACUAUUUGAAACUUUUUUUUUAAGUGUAGAAACCAAAGGCUUGUCGUGAAAUGCCUGCAAGUUUCCGGGUCAAUAAGAACAAGGAGAGUUGUUUUCAUAAUAUUUAAUUCGUAAACGUGCAUUUCAAGCCAAAUAAGGUAAAGUUAUUUGAAGAAGAGUGACGUCAAGUAAGCGCAGAUUAAUGGAGACGCGUGCCGUGAUGGACAUUUUAGAAAUAUUAUUUUACAGAUGCUUUAGGUGGAGGAAGAAAAUGUUGGAUGUGAAAAGGAUUGAUUGUUAUUUAGAAAGGAUAAAGGAUGGGUCUUUUUGAAAUGCUGUCUAUUUAUAUCUAAUAGAUAACUACUCUUAUAUGUUAGGUAUUGGGUAAAAUUCUUGAUAAAGAACCAAAUAGGGGCAAAACAUUAUCAUAAUCAUGAAUUAUAGAAUACGUAAAUAGUCUAAAAGAGGAUUUGGGCUACUUUUGGUUAUAUUAGAUGCCUUCAUCACAGAUAUCUACCUGUAAUAUAGGUUUAACAUGCUGUGAAGUUGAAGGUCUUUUCACAGUUUGGUCUUAAAUGUGAAUUUGCCACAUUAAGCGGUGCAAUGUGAUUACCCUUCUUUCUCUUUGCACAUAAAGGUUUAAUUUCCCAUCUCCUAUAAUUACUUCUGAGCCACUGUCUCUUUAAGACACAAUGGCAUUUGGUAAAAUGUGAGAAAAAAAAAAGAAAAAAAAAACCUAAGUCUGGUGUCAUUGGUCCAUGAAAGACUAUGUAAUGUUAUGCUGUUUAUAUUGCCUGAAGUGAUAUUCUGAAUAUUUCAGAAAAAGAAAAGGCAUAAACACCUAAUGUUAACCCUAAUACAUCUUGUCAAACCAGUUUUUUCUAAGGUCUGCAGAAAUGCAGUAUACAUUUAUUUUGAUUAUAGUAACAAUUCAGGCAUCAAUAGCUCAAUCUUGGGAGUUUAAAUAGCUGAGGAGGAAUUUUAUGUAAUUGUGCAUAAUGCUUUUCCUUUGAGGCCUUUGUAAUCUUCCACUGUUUUUUUUUUUUUUUCAGUGGGAUUUUUAUGUGGAAUUCACUGAACGGGAUGAAAUAUGUGGCCAAACUGUUUUAUUAAGACUGUAAAUGGUAAACAAGCAUACUUAUCUUUCUGCAGAGGGAAGAUUGCAUGUUAGGUUGUAAAUAUGUUUUAAUAUUAAAAAUGUCAGCUUC